Molecule: messenger RNA, 3135 nt
Organism: Hemicordylus capensis (graceful crag lizard)
Lineage: Eukaryota; Metazoa; Chordata; Lepidosauria; Squamata; Cordylidae
Product: immunoglobulin superfamily member 1-like
Exons: 5
Coding region: 1-699 (232 amino acids)
Source: RefSeq, a predicted model, not a curated record
AUGUACACAGAACCGGUACAGAGGCCCUUUAUGGGCCUCCGAACCAGUUCGAAGAUCCACCAGUCCGACGCCGAGCCUCUUUGGCUUCAUUGCAUUUUUCCUCCCCUAGAUCCCAGCCUCCCCAAACCCUCCAUCAAGCUGAGAUCCAGAGAAGAGGGUUCUCCAGGCUGGAAUGUCACCAUCGACUGUCAGGGGCCAGAGGAUGGUCUGACCUUCUCCCUGCACAAAUCAAGGGGCCUGAUAGCAUCAAGGACGGCAGAGCCAGACACAAACACAGCAGCAUUCUCUUUAUUCGUGGUGAGGUUGGAGGACUUAAGGAACUACACCUGCCAAUAUCACCUCAAAGAAAACCCUUUUGUCUGGUCAGAGGCAAGUGAGCCUCUGGAGCUGGUAAGAGAAGGCUCCAUGACAACCAUCAUAUGGGCAAGUUGUGCUGCAGGUCUUCUCCUUCUCCUCCUGCUGUUGCUUGCCUUGGCCUUUGUAUUGCACAGGAAAAGGAAAAAAGGUUCCUCUGUCAAUGAAAUCAACCAACCAGUGAGCAUGUCCCUAGAACCCAAUGCUGAAGCAGACCCUGAUGGAGUCUCCUAUGCUGUACUGAGCCACCAUUCACCGACAGCCAAGACAGCAGCCAAACUUGACAGCAUCCCUGAGUCUUGUGUCUAUGCAACAGUGGCCAAGAACAGAACGAUGGAGGACUGAUAGCAAUCAUUUCCCUGGGAUAAGUGUACUUCUGGGACCUUGGAGUACCCCUUCAUUUCAUGGAUACACAUCUUAGGACUAGUUUCUGCACCCAAGCCUCAAAGCACCAGGGGACCAGGGUGUUGUGAACCAGGUCUCCCAACAGCCAAGCUUCAGAACCUUACCUCCUACACCACCCACGUCCUGGCCGAUCAGUAAGCCAGAGGGACUAAAAUUUCAUGGAGCAAGGGUGCCCUCUGGGGUGCAAUGCCAGUUUGAGCACUGUCAGCUGACUCCAAUCUGGGUGUGGUCAGCUGACCCCUUAACUGUAUAAAACCUUUGCCUCUUGGUCAGCCCAACAGUCUGAGCAACACAUCAGAGUGGCAGUGCAGGCUUGCCUCAUCCUGUUGUUGGAAGAAUUAGAAAUCUAUCAAGCUCAACUCACUGGCCUCCCCACCCCCCUCACUCAGCCUUCCCCAUCCCAGAUACUUGGCAGUGCAGCAGAAGGUCCACUCACACGGCCUUUCCCCCCAGUUCGGCAUCCCCUGCAAAGACUUCACACAGCUGUUUCUCUCCCCCCCCCACUCACCCUUUACUCUCCCCGCUGCUCACCACUCGGCAGAUGCUUUCCACCCCUGCUUGCCGCUCACCCAUUCCUCCCCCCACUCAUCACUCGGCAGUUGCUUUUCCCCACCCGCGCAGCACUUGCAAAGGGCAAGUGGUGAGCAGGGGGAGCAACAAGCGAGCAGCAAGCGGGUGGGGGAAAGCAACCUGCUUUCCCCCCCUGCUCAGCCCUCUGUCCCACAUCCUCCCUGCCUUAAGCCACCCCAUGGCGACGGAGAGGACAGGCAACAACAGGGUGCUGGCGGUGGAAAUGGCGGUGAAAGCUCCUUCCAUGGGCCCACCAAAUUGUACGUUAAAGUCUUGCUCCCACAUUUUCAUUGGUCAUGGCUGCAGCAGGGGCGGGGCUUGCCACGUAUGACCUUAGUUAUUAUAUAUAUAUAGAUCAGAAAACAGAAAUCCCUUCACUUUCUUAACUUACCCAGCCUUGCUUGGCUUGCCCCUGAUUUCUUCUUCUACUACUACUACUUCUCCUAUUACUGCUGCUGCUGCUACUAGUACUACUACUGCUACUAUUACAGCUACUACUACUACUAUAUACUUCAAUAUAUAAAUGUAACAAACAUUUAUAUACUGCUUUUCAACAAAAGUUUCCAAAGCAGUUUAUAUAGAAAAAAACGAAAUAAAUAAAUAAAUAAAUAAAUAAAUAAAUAAAUAAAUAAGGUGGUUCCCUGCCCCAAAAGGGCUCAGAGUCUAAAAGGAAACAGAAGGUAGACACCAGCAACAGCCACUGGAGGGAUAUUGUUCUGGUUUGAAGGGGGGGCAGUUGCUCUCCCCAUGCUAAAUAUGAGAGUCACCAUUUGAAAAGGACAUUCUUGUGGUGAAGGGAGAAGGAUUUUGUCAGGCAAAUACUAUGGAGUGUUCAGGAGGGUAAUUGGCUUCGGGGGAAGUUUAGGGGAAAGUGCUGAUCUAGCCCAGCAUUACUUCAUUUCUUCACUUUGUGGCUGAAGCAAGCAAGCAACACUAGCAUAUACAUUAACGCAAAACUUCAUCUUGUUCUGUUGCCUGUGAAAAGAAUUGGCUUACAGUAAAAAUAAAACAACAACAACAGUUUAGCUAAAAAUUGCUUGUUAGCCUACUUUAUUUAAGGAAAGUCUUGAUGGCACUCAAUCGAUCAAUCGAUCAAUCAAUCAAAGCUUAUGAGACCAUCCAGCUGUGUGUGUGCCCCUGUGUGUGUGCCACCCCGCCCUCCCCUCAACUUUGCAAUGGCUGGACUGAUUUGGACCCAAUUUGGUACAGUGGUAGUGACACAUAGGGUCACCUCAACAGCAUAGUUUGUGAUGAUGUCAUCCACCCCAAUUCAAGAUGGCAGACACAUGACCAGUUGAGGCAGAAGUGGGCUAUCUUGUGAAGCUGGAGAUUAUCAAUUAAGAUUAUAGUGAAAGGAAAGCAGGCAGCUUAGUUCUUACCAGAACCACUUGUGUUUAUACAUGUUGCUUAGAGAUAAGCAUGGAAACUCUUGCCUAGUACCUGAAUUGAGAGAAGAAGAGUUUUAUAGAUGUCAGAAUGCACGCUAUAGAUUCAUCUGGAUGUUAAUUGCCAAGAAGGAAAUUGGGGGGCGGGGUUCAGACUGUAGGACAGUAAUCUGUAACUGGUUGUGCUUUGAACUGUGCAUUUCUUGGAAAGGUCCAUUUUUUUGUUUUGUUUUUAUUUUCCUUUGUCCUCGAUUAUUAAAAUCUUCUGAUGUUCUCUACUGGAGUAACAUCCCAUGUCUAAAGCAUUCCCUUGCUCUCAAGAGCAAUAGAUAUUAUAAGAGGACUAUUGAAGAUAAAUGAUGGCAGCGGAUACGGGAACUAUUACAUCCUACAAUAAAGUUAUUUUGUUUUGGUUCUUUUA